Trifolium pratense (red clover) is the source of this 2388-nucleotide messenger RNA. Its product is annotated as protein PLASTID MOVEMENT IMPAIRED 2. The transcript has 3 exons. The record is from RefSeq and is a predicted model, not a curated record. The coding region runs from base 245 to 2140 and encodes 631 amino acids. NCBI's taxonomy places the organism in Eukaryota, Viridiplantae, Streptophyta, Magnoliopsida, Fabales, Fabaceae.
GAAAAAUAAAAAAUUUGGGACCUGAAAUAUACAUAUAAUGAUAAAAUCUAUACAGAAAAUUAGAUAGGGACAGGUAGUAACGAUGUGUCCAAUACCAACCAGUCAUUGAGACUCACUCCUUCUUCUUGUUACAUCCCUUCUUGUUAAGUCAUUUGAACUUAGAAUUCUCAACCACAAAUUUCACCUCAAAAUUUUGAUUUUUCAUGUAAUCAUUCUCCAAUCAUAGUCUAAGUUUUGGCAAAAGAUGGAAGAUACUAAAGGUGGUAUGAGAAGAGUUGGAUCAGUUAAAGAUGUUAUUAAUUUAUAUGAUGAUAGGAGUCAUAAAAUUGCUGAUAAUGAUAGUCCUUCAUUGAAGAAAACUCAGAUAGAUUCAUCAUUGAACCCUACUUCAAGAACAAGAGAACUCCACAAAGCUAGAAGGGAUAUUGGAAGGUACAAAGAGAGUAGAUGGUCAGCAGAAUCUGAAAAAUCUCAAGCCGAAUCCGAGCUUUCAAACGCUAAAAAGACGGUGAAAAGUCUUUCUUCUAUGCUUGCGGAAUCAAGUUACAAGGUGAAAGCACAAAUGCGGGAUAUAGAAACACUCGAGAAGAAGGGAAAGGGUCAACAUGGUGCUAUGGUUACGAGAAAGAAUGAGAAUCGUGAGUAUGCACAAGUGAUGAGAGAAUUGGAAUAUCUCAAAAAGGAAUUGUUUAAGCUAAAGCUUGAUGUAGCUUCUGUUUUGGAAGAGAAAUCGCGAGCCGAGAGAGAAAUCGAAGCAUCAACCUCGAAGAUGAUCACUUGUACAAGAAAAGAAGAAGUACUUAGGAAAGAGAUUGAUGAAGCCAAUGAAGAACAAGUACUUGCUGAAUUGGCAAGGAUUGAGGCUUUGAAAGAAUUUGAGGAUAUUAGAGUUCAGAGAGAAAGGGAAAAAGAAGAGUUUUUAAGCAAAUUGGAAACAACAAGAAAAAAGUUAAAGGAGGCUAAGGAAGAGAUAAACGAAUCAAAAGAACUCGAAAUGAAAUUAGCUAUCACAGUUUCAGAUGUUGAUAUCUUGCAGAAUCAGUUGAAUUUGGUCAAAGAGAUGGAGAGAAGGGUUCAAGGAGAUGAAAGUGUGAAACUAUUGGAAGGAAGUUUAAGAAAAGACGACGAAUCAGGAGACUCUACCGAGUUACAAACCAUAAAAGAAGAACUCGAGGCAGCAAAGAAAGAGUUGGCUUUGACGAGAGAUGAAAGUUUUCAGUUUAUGGCUGCUAUGGAUGUUAUAAGAAAUGAGCUGAGACAUGUAACUAAGGAAACAGCUCGUUUGAAGAAGAACGAUUCAUCGGUUCAAAAUCUCAAUUCAAAGCUUCUAAGAACAAAAACUAAGCUAGAAGCUGCAUGUGCUGCCGAGGAAAAGGCGAGGUCAUUAGUAAUAAGUCUAUCUCAUUCUCUUGAAAAUCUGAAGACAGAAACAGAUGAAGCUAAAAAGGAAAAAGAGCUUAUAACUCAAGAUAUCAUAACUACUAAGGCAGAAAUUCAAAAAACUGAGAUUGAAAUUGACAUGAAUGAGGAAAAGUUGCAAGGUGUUAUGAAAGAGUUAGAGGAAGCAAAAACAACUGAAGCUUUAGCUUUAGAGAAGCUUAAAACACUUUCGGAGACUACCAUGAAAGAAAGAGCUUUAACAGAAAAACAUAGUUCAAAGAUUACUAUCUCAAAAUUCGAAUAUGAGUAUCUAACUAAUCAUGCAGCUGCAGCAGAAGAACUUGCUGAUAGAAAAGUUGCAGCAGCUGAGGCGUGGAUCGAAGCACUCAAAGCGAGUGAGAGGGAAAUACUAUUGGAAACAAAAAUAGUUCAAAGAGAACUCAAAGAAAGAAUGUUGAAGGAAGAGAGGGAGGUUUACGUUAAAGAAAAGACGGUUGGAAGAAGAGUUAGUAGUGAGGAGUUUGAUAGGACAAGAAAACGCGAUAAGAGUUCGUCGAAGAACUUGCAGAUAGGUGUUUCUAGAAAGAGUAUCAAAUCAAAUGGAAGUAUGACUCCUUCAAAGAGAGCUAAGUUUCAGAAGGCUGCUUCGCCUGCAACUCGGCAUGUUAGUCCUUUCACUCUCAAGAAGAGAAAGAAAGUUAUCCCGAAUUUGGCCAAGUUAUUUAGUGGCAAGAAAAACACAAUUACUACAGAGUUUUAAAUUCCAGUCCGCAACCACUAUUGCAGCCGUAUGCAAAGUAAAGGAUUUUGAAGCCUCGGCGAAUAGAAUUUCGUCACUGCUAAAUUUUAGCAGCAGAGAAAAGUGAGGCCAACUUGUCUAUUUGUAACUGCCAUAUAACUCAUAAAUUAUGUAUCUGGUCUAUAAGAGACAAUUUACCUUUUAAGAUUCAAUGAAUAAAUUAUGUAUCAGGUUUAUAAUAUAGACCUUACACAUUAUUUAUUCAGAUA